Hypoxylon trugodes is the source of this 2487-nucleotide messenger RNA. RefSeq names its product P-loop containing nucleoside triphosphate hydrolase protein. Gene Ontology annotation, biological process: protein catabolic process; proteolysis. Bases 361 to 2142 code for a protein of 593 amino acids. NCBI's taxonomy places the organism in Eukaryota, Fungi, Ascomycota, Sordariomycetes, Xylariales, Hypoxylaceae. The record is from RefSeq and is a predicted model, not a curated record. Gene Ontology annotation, molecular function: ATP hydrolysis activity; ATP binding. The transcript is spliced from 2 exons. Gene Ontology annotation, cellular component: mitochondrial matrix.
CCCAAAGCUCACCUGUUGGAUCACUGCUGUAAGAUCUCGCUCAGGCGACUUGCGCAACUUAACUCCGAUACAGGAGCAACAACUUUUGCCUACGAUGCUUUAGAUUGCGACUUCAACAAAGACAACGGGUUGAAACGGAUGAAACAAAUCUAAUUAUUGUAUUCUUACUUUUUCUACGGCUCGUCCAAGACAUAUACUAUUCUCGGAAGAUAACUACUUAGAUUAAAUUGACUCAAAUCCGCUCUUCCAUCCCUUGGUAAGCAGAUCACUCGUUCAACCUCCGCCUCCAUGUGGACAGUCAUAUUAUACUCUUUGCAGUAAUUGCUAUUAGUUGGGAGGGUCGCCUCAAGCAGCGCCAAUAUGAGGUCGGUCCUCGCAAGACGUAGGACAUUACAUCUUACUCCGAGACACUUCUGCCGAGCCAUAUCGACUUCUACCCUUCUCCGCACCACCUCGAGACGCUCUAACGACUUCAACUCGGGCUUUACUAGCAGCUAUGAUCCAAACGCGGAAGAGGGGCGAGGCCCUAUGUUCACUAAGAACACCUUCGGCGUGCCACAAUUCUACCCUCGGGACCUCAAGAAACGAGUCGACGAAUACGUAGUUGGACAAGACCGAGCGAAGAAAACGAUAUCAUCCGUCGUAUUUAACCAUUACCAAAAUGUGAGGCGGCGGCAAUACCAAGAAGAGAGGGAAAGGAAACGGGAUGAAAAACUCAUGAGGCAGGCUAUCGCUCGGGAUAGAAAUGCUCGGGAGAGGGAUAUGCAUCCCGUUGAAGGUUGGAAUCAUCCGACACCAAUGUCUGAGCGGUAUCGCGCUGAUGACUUUUCUGAAGACGAAUUCCCUGGGCAUAAUGAUUCCAUACAAGAUAUGCACCAGAGUUGGCAACAUAUCGAACAGAAAGUUGAUUUCUACAUACCUGAAGAUACCAGUCGGAUACCACCUGUUAAAAUUGACAAGAGCAAUUUACUGUUAAUAGGUCCAACUGGUGUCGGGAAAACGUAUAUACUCGAAACACUGAGCAAGAAGAUCAACGUUCCCUUCACGAUAUGCGAUUGCAACUCCUUCACUCAAGCCGGCUAUAUAGGCCAAGACGUCGAAACCUGUAUCGAACGAUUGUUAAUCGAAUCCAACUACGAUAUUAGGGCUACCGAACAAGGGAUAGUAGUCCUCGACGAGUUCGAUAAGAUCGCGAAACGCGAGACUAUGAACGGGAGAGACGUGGGUGGUGAGGGUGUACAACAGGCAUUGCUGAAGCUAGUCGAGGGGACAAAAGUCACCGUCAACGUCAAGGAUAACCGCUCCUCGUCUUCUCGUUCCGCGAGCCCUAUCACUACGAAUUAUACCGGCCCGGGUUCUUCAUCCUCUACCUCGGGUCCCCAACCUACACCACCACCGACUGGAAAGGUCGACCAAUACACAAUUGACACGAGCAACAUACUGUUCGUGAUGUGUGGUGCCUUUGUUGGCCUUGAUAAAACGAUACUUAACCGAGUAUCCAAGUCCACAAUGGGCUUCGGCUCUGAACUCCGUAGCAAGUCUACAUCAGGGAACAAACCAGACCUCCCACCAGAACUAUUCAACCACCUUCCUCACCGUCCCCCGAACGCCGAAGACACCUCGAGUCUCACGGCGCUUGACCUAGCAACACCCGAAGAUUUACAAAUGUUCGGAUUUAUCCCGGAGCUUAUUGGCCGUGUUCACAAUAUUGUAGCGCUAUCACCACUCUCGCGAUCAGAUCUCCUGCGCAUCUUAACAGAACCCCGCAACUCUCUAGUAGCGCAGUACACGGCGUUAUUCCAGACUUACCCCUCCAACUUAUUCUUCACGCAAAAGUCACUGCAAGCCAUUGCAGAACGGGCUGAGCGCGCGAAGACAGGCGCUCGAGGUCUCAAGAUGGAGAUGGAGCGCGUAUUAGCUGAGGCCAUGUUCGAUGCCCCCACGCACUACGUUCUCGUGACUGAGAAGGCCGUACGUGGUGAGGAGAAAGUUGGAUACUGGGGCAAAGACGGCAGACUCGAGGUCGAGAGACUGAUCCGCGAAGAGGAUCGUCUGGCUGCCGUAUCGGGUCAAGACGAUUACGGUAAGGAGGUUGUCAGUAGCCUGGGUCAGUACCGCGAAGCGGGGCAAAGUGGUGCUUGAUUUGUGUAUGGGAUUUGGGUUUGCUGUGGUUUAGGGUUAUACUGUAUGGAUGGUGUUUAUAGGGAUAGGGCGUUUCUGGAAUCGGGCACAUAAGCGUAUGCAUUUUUAUGGAAUUGGUGGGGUAUUGGGGAUGAUGGUCUGGUAUAAACAAUUACCUGGGACUAUCUAGCGGGCUAUAUAUACCUGUAUCUGGGUUAUACAUCUAUCAAUGCCAAGCGAAGGUGGUCUACGCAAUGUUCCAGCGUGAGUAGAAGCGUGAACAUAUAGACCAUACUACGAUCUAAUUCGACCCGUCUACUUAGAGCUGUAUAGCUGUCCGCUAUAAAAUAUAAUGAAUGAUAAGGC